GGACUUGCAGCAUAAAUAUUUCCAACGCCUGUCACUGUGAAUUUCAAUUUAUUUCAAUUUGUGCCAUGGUGAUAGGCGGCUGUAUUUAUUUAUUUGCGAUAGUACAUUAGUUAGUGAGCUGGAGUCCCUGCUGCUGAGUUCUGAUAGCAGGUGUGUGUAUCUUGAACUUUGAGACAUGGGCAACUCUCCUUUUCCAACUAAGCUAAAGGACUUUGGAUAUGAAUUCAAAGAUGGCAGUCUGAAGGACAUCAAGACGGGCGGUGGAUUUGAGUUCAACGUCUCAAAGGACGCGGAGUACAACCAGGCGCGGUACGAGGCGCUAGGAGAGGUGAUCACCGAGGAGGUGUACGCGCUGCUGGAGUCGGAGGCCGGCCUGCAGCGGCUGCCGGUGCCCGCCAAUGCCGCCGACGGCGAGCCCACGACCUUUGUGUUCGCCAGCGCCAACUACCGGACGGCCGACAAACUACUACUUCUGGUGCACGGCUCGGGGGUGGUGCGCGCCGGACAGUGGGCUCGCCGGCUGAUUAUCAACAACGGCGUGAAGGAGGGCACCCAGCUGCCGUACAUUGAGCGCGCGCUCUCCGCAGGGUACGGGGUGCUGGUGCUCAACACUAACGAUAAUCGGCGAGUCACCGGCGAGCGGAAACAGUUCAUACGGGACAGCGGGACCCCAGAGCAACACGCUCUCACCGUGUGGGACACCUACGUCAGGGGCGCGGCCGCCACCGAUGUGGCCAUCGUGGCACACAGCUACGGCGGCGUGGUCACUCUGAACCUGGCGGUGCGCCGCUGGGAGGAGGUGCAGAAGCGAGUGUCGGCCGUGGCCCUCACUGACUCCGUGCACAGUAUGGGAGGCGCUCGCUGCGGCCCAGAGGUGCAGAAAUGGCUGGCAGAGUGUGCGGUGAACUGGGUGACCAGCUCUUCACCUCUGGACACCGAGCUCGCUCGUCCGACCGGAGACGCCUGCCGCCGCUCGGCAGGUCACAAGCAGCACGAGUGGACUUCUUGGUCCUGUAUCGAUGCCGUGUUCCCGUUUCUGGAGCAGCGUCUGGAGCAGCGGCGAAAGGCCGCGGCGCCAGCGACACCCACGGAAAAACAGGACGACGGCGACGAGAAGAAGUAAUAACGGGCUGUGAGCGUGCUUGGAGAAUGGCGGAGACAGCGGACAGUUAGCGAAGCCGGUGAGCGCUUACUGAACGGGGCAGCAGACUGUAGAGGGGCCAGUAAGCACGCUUUUUGCCGCCUCUAAGCGCUCCGCUGUGCACAAUGUCUCCACUGUGAUGUGAUAUGUCGGGAUGGGCUCUGUUUUUGCCUGGAGCGAUGCACUGAAACUAUGCAGAACAUUCCCGCGCGUUUGCUAGACUUGUCGCAGUGAUGAAGAAGGCGCUUUCUUGUGUGCAUUGUACUUGAUACGACUGCCUUUAUUCGCCAGUUCCUGUUGAAUAAUUUUACACCAAGUGAUGCACUGCGAGUUUUUUAUAGCGAUUUAUUAGAGAUGUCAAGACGUCAACACUAACCAUUGCAUUGCUGCUUCGAAUCAGCAGUAUCAGUUUGUCCAAUGCUAAUAGCGUUGGUUAAUGGUUGAUAUUCCUCGAUCACUUUUGGAACUGGCGGAGUGGAAUAUUUCAACAGCGUUUUUGUUCAUGACAGCUUCUUAAAUAUUAGUGGCUCAUAUCCCGUUCUCUCCGGGUAAGAGAAUUUCUACAGCAGUGCUGAUUGCCCCAUUGUUAUUGUUUUAUAGAACAUGCAAUGUUACAAUAAUGAAGUUUGCAUUUCUA
Amphibalanus amphitrite is the source of this 1778-nucleotide messenger RNA. Its product is annotated as cotranscriptional regulator FAM172A homolog. Gene Ontology annotation, cellular component: nucleus. The coding region runs from base 176 to 1123 and encodes 315 amino acids. Gene Ontology annotation, biological process: regulatory ncRNA-mediated heterochromatin formation. The transcript is spliced from 9 exons. Lineage: Eukaryota; Metazoa; Arthropoda; Thecostraca; Balanomorpha; Balanidae. The record is from RefSeq and is a predicted model, not a curated record. Gene Ontology annotation, molecular function: siRNA binding.